Molecule: messenger RNA, 2943 nt
Organism: Kalmanozyma brasiliensis GHG001
Lineage: Eukaryota; Fungi; Basidiomycota; Ustilaginomycetes; Ustilaginales
Product: Pectin lyase fold/virulence factor
Exons: 2
Coding region: 1-2943 (980 amino acids)
Molecular function (GO): polygalacturonase activity
Source: RefSeq, a predicted model, not a curated record
AUGCUUCUUCUCCGUCACAUACCUGCUGCGCACAACGGAAAGAAGGGCGAAAGGGCUCUUCGAAGCCUCCUGUUGGCCUUCGCCGUCUUGAGCGUUGUUGCUUGCGAUGUCCUCGCCAGUCAGCACAACGCUGUGCGAUUCCAUCAUGAUCGACUAGGACGCGAUCUAGCAAUAAUCCACCGAGCAGUGCUGCAGUCCUUUGACGCCGCUCCAUCAAGUCCCGGUGCCGGCUUCGACAUGAAAGAGUCCAUCGAGAGCUUCAGCCCUCCACUUCAAGAAGCGCCAAAAACGCUCAGCAUUCCAGAUGCGCAACUUGACACCGAUUCACCGUCAUUCGGCGGGCAGCGAGAACCGGCUUUGGCUCAACACGCUUCUCCAAGCGACCUCCAAGUCGUGGGCAACGGUCUCACUGGACUCGCAGAGGCUGGCAAGAGCCUCCUCGACGGCAUCGCGCACGUCCUUCAACAGAGUCAAAGCGCCUGGGCCAAUCGCGAAAACGCAGCAAACCUAACGCGACGGCUCCAAGAGUCUCUUUCCUCUGGCUUUGGCGGCCAGCUACUCGCUCAGCCUUUCUCACUGAGCGCUAAUACGACUAUGCAGCCGGAAACCUCUGCAGAUGCGAUUCGGGCUAGAGCGGCCUCGUCUCAGGAUGCCUGGUGGUUCGAGCUUAUUGAUCACAACGGGAACGCAACGUUCAAUCCGGACCCCAAAUCGUAUCGUGUCUUCCGCAAUGUCAAAGACUUCGGAGCCAAGGGCGACGGUGUCACCGAUGACACAAAGGCAAUCAACCAGGCCAUCAGCCAAGGCAAUCGAUGCGGCCAAGGCUGUGCGAGCUCGACGGUGUCUCCAGCUGUGGUCUACUUUCCACCCGGCACAUAUCUUGUUUCGUCUCCCAUCAUCUCGUACUACUACACACAGCUAGUUGGCAGCGCCACAGACAGACCCACUUUGCUGGCCGCCCCUAACUUCCAAGGUAUCGCCGUGAUCGAUGAGGACCCUUACACUUCCGACGGCUCCAACUGGUACAUCAACCAGAACAACUUCUUCCGUGCCGUCUUCAACUUCGAGAUCGACCUCACACAGAUGCCGCCUUCUUCGGGCACCGGCGUUCAUCACCAGGUGAGCCAGGCGACCGGCCUCUUCAACAUCCACUUUGAAAUGCGGCAGGACGCCGGCAAUGCUCAGCAGGGCAUCUUCAUGGAGAAUGGCAGCGGUGGCUUCAUGACCGACCUCUCCUUCCGCGGCGGCAGGUACGGCGCUUACCUCGGCAAUCAGCAAUUCACUUUCCGCAACAGCUCUUUCGAGAAUUGCCAAACUGCCGUCACGCAAGCCUGGAGCUGGGGUUGGUCGUAUCACGACAUCAAGGUCAAGAACUGCUCGCUAGGCCUCGAGAUGCGUUCCAGCCCGAACCCGCAAUCCGGCACUCAAGGAGCCGCCUCCAUCUUGGCCUAUGAUUGGAGCUUGAGCAAUGUCGUUACCGCGUUCCAUAUCCUCACUCCUGACUCGGGGACCCUAAUCUUGGACAACAUCGCGAUCAAGAACGUCCGUGCUGCUGUCACAACCGGUCAAGGUGUGACCUUGCUGGACGGGUGUGAUGAACCCUCGGUGAUCGAAAGCUGGGUGCAAGGCUUCGCAGCAGAAGGUCGCAAAUCACUCCAGCAGGCACAGAGCGGCUCAGAUCUGGAGAUAUACAGACCGGCAAGCCUGGUCGCAUCGAACAAGCCUUCGCAACCGUGGUUCAGCCGCAGUCGACCUCAGUACAAAUGGGCGAGCGUUUCCGACUUCGUCAACGUCAAAGAACUUGGCUGCGCUGGAGACGGAGUCACCGAUGAUUCGGCAUCCCUCCAGGAGAUUCUGGACGACGCAAGCGCUAGCGGCAAAAUCGUCUACGUUCCCCACGGCACGUAUUACCUCGAGUCGACGGUAACCUUCCCACCUGGAACCAGAAUUGUGGGACAAGUCUGGCCAGUCUUGAUGGGAGGCGGUGCGCUUUACCAGAAUGCAAGUGAUCCUCAGCCGGUCGUGCGGAUCGGUCAGCGAGGAGAUUCUGGCGUCAUGGAGAUCUCCGACAUCAUAUUUUCAACCAGAGGCCCGGCUCCUGGUGCCAUCGUAGUCGAGUGGAACAUUCGCGAGCAGGAAGGCAUGCAAGGCUCUGCUGCCAUCUGGGACAGUCAUAUCCGACUUGGUGGGUUCGCAGGCACCCAUCUCGAGGCGGACAAAUGCGCUCGAGAAUUGCCGCUGAAGGAGGGCUGUCGCGCCAGCUUCCUCGGUCUCCAUCUGACCACGGACUCGAGCGCCUACAUCGAAAACGUGUGGGUCUGGACAGCAGACCACGAUCUCGAUUACGGCAAUCGCGCCCAAGUCAACAUCCUCUCUGGUCGCGGCAUACUCAUCGAAUCGUGCGAGGGCCCCGUAUGGAUGUACGGCGGCGCUUCGGAGCAUGCCAUCCUCUACCAGUACAACAUUGUUGGAGCGAGCAACAUCUUCAUCUCUCUCGCUCAGACCGAGACAGCCUACUUUCAAGGCGCGGGUCGAGCUGUCGCCAGUGCGCUCGAGCCGCUGUCCCUCGAGAAGUAUCGCGAUCCCAAUCUGGAUGCUUCGUCCAAAGACUCGCCGACGUCGCCCUUCCAGAACUGCGCCGACCCGUAUGAAAAUCGUGGUCUUGGCAUGCGCAUCGCCGACAGCACCAACGUCUUCGUCUAUGGUGCGGGUCUCUACUCGUUCUUCGACAACUACGAUCAGAGUCGUGUCACAGCUCGGCGCUCACAAAAGAGGAUCCUGUGGCUCGAGGACCUGGAUGACGAUGCCAAUGUGUGGGUGCUCAAUCUCAACACGGUCGGCGUUGAUAAGAUGGUCACUGUCGACGAUGAGGACGUCGUCGACGAGGGCGUCCUCCGUAACGGGUUUGGCAACACGCUGGCGGUGUGGUCUUCUCAGCUCUAG